AUGAGCCGGUACCAGCCGCAGUACACUGUGUGCGGCAACCUGCUCUGCUCCCCGUCCUGGGCAACAGGAAAGGUGCACGGCUCCCUGGCUCGUGCCGGUAAGGUGCGUGGCCAGUGCCCCAAGGUCGCCAAGCAGGACAAGAAGAAGACGCCAAAGGGCCGCGCACUCAAGCGCCUGAAGUACAUUCGCCGCUUCGUGAACGUUGUCGUUGGCUUCGGCAAGGCUCGCGGGCCCAACUCCAACCAGCAGUAG
Molecule: messenger RNA, 252 nt
Organism: Auxenochlorella protothecoides
Lineage: Eukaryota; Viridiplantae; Chlorophyta; Trebouxiophyceae; Chlorellales; Chlorellaceae
Product: 40S ribosomal protein S30
Exons: 3
Coding region: 1-252 (83 amino acids)
Biological process (GO): translation
Cellular component (GO): ribosome; cytosolic small ribosomal subunit
Molecular function (GO): structural constituent of ribosome
Source: RefSeq, a predicted model, not a curated record